GUGAAUGCAAUAACUUUAAUUUUCAGAUUUUUAAGGGGAGAAACUCGCCCUUUUCGCAUUGUAAAAACAAUAUUCAAUCGGAAAUAUACUUUAAAUAUAUUUUCAUUCGUUGGAAAGCCUUGGAUAAAUCAUCGGGUGGAUCCCUGCUCAUUUAAAUUGUAUGGAAGCUAGAAAGAAAAUAGAAUUGUGAUCCAUUUCGUAAGCAUUCUCUUUUUUCUCUCUUGAAUGUUUUUUAACCUCGUUACGUUUUUGGAAGGUUUGCAACGACAGACGAAUGUGGAUUUCUUUCGUUUUUUCCUGCGAAGAAUAAAAGAUGAUCGCUACCAGUGGGAUGCAACAUCUUUUUGUAUUUUGUGGUGUGUGAUCUGUUGUUUAAAGGGGGAGAAGCUGUGUUCACUAUUGGAUCGUUUACCUUCCACCAUUCAUAACUGGAAUAAUUGAUUUCGGAAUAUACUACUUUCGAAACGUAUAAACUACAUUGGCUAUUUUCGCCAUAUUUUUUUGAACUGGCGAGUGGUCUACCCCCCAUACCCAAGACCCUCCACAAUACUAAACAAAGUAUUAUAUUUCACAUAUGGCAUUACUGGUCAUGAAGGAAAUAAUUCAAAACUUCUAGGGUUAAAAAGAAUGUCAUCAGAGGAUAAGAGUCUGGAGGCCUCUGACCAAGGACCAUCGCCGCCCCGCCCUGGCAGUGCUGGGACCACGCCCACGGGCAGCCCGGCCACGCCCACAGGCAGCCCAGCCACAGACAAGCGUCCUCGAGGUCGGCCUCGCAAGGAUGCUGUCCCACCCCCGGCCACGCCCGUGCCCCCAGCCAGGCCCAAAAAGAAGUCUCGUAGCCGCGGAAGAGCUGCAGCCGACGAUGAGGACAGCAUGGACGGGGUGGAGAUGGCGGCAUCUCAGAGCGCUCAGGAAAUGGAAACGAGCGGAGAGCAGGAGGCGGAGGCCGGGAGCGAGCCAGCGGGGGCCGCAGCCGAGCUGCCAGGGGCCGCAGAGACGCCGACGGAGGACGAGAGCUCGGGGCCCCAGCACCAUGAGUCAGCGGGACGCUCUGCCACUGCCGCCACACAAACCAAAAGCAGUGAACUGCUCUGUGCCUUCUGCUACUGCGGAGGGCGGAGCCUCCUAGGGCAGGGGGAGCUGAAAACGUUCUCCCCCACGCCUGGAUACUCCCCCCAGCACCGGCCCGAGCGGACCGGACGCACGGAGGACCACGCCGAGGGAAGCCCGGCGCAGAACUCCGGUCACUGUGGGCCCAGCGCCGCACCGAGGUCCUGCUCCCCCUUCUCUCCUGCACCCGGGGAGGACCCAGCCAGCAGAAUGUGGGACGAGCUUGGGCAGGUCGGCCUCCCAGAUGAUAUCGAUGUCCACUCUCUCUUUGACAUUUCAGGCCGGUGCUAUGCCCAUCAGCACUGUGCGGAGUGGUCACACGGCGUCUACCAAGGGGAGAGCCAAUCGCUGUGCAACGUGGACAGAGCUGUCGACUCAGGGAGCACAGAGCACUGUGCAUACUGUAAGCGCCUUGGAGCAUCCAUCAAGUGCUGUGAAGAGCCCUGCGGCCGUCUGUACCACUACCCCUGUGCUGCCGCGGCCGGAGCCUUCCAGAACGUCCGGGGCCACGCCCUGCUCUGCCCAGAACACAUCCAGCUGGCCGUGGACAGAUGCCAGCAGGAUGCCAGCUGUGUGCUGUGUGACAGCCCUGGGGACGUGCUGGACCUGCUCUUCUGCACCAGCUGCGGUCAGCACUACCACGGGAUGUGCCUGGACAUCGUGACCACCCCGGUGAAGAGGGCCGGCUGGCAGUGCCCCGAGUGCAAGGUCUGCCAAACCUGCAAAAACCCUGGAGAAGACAGCAAGAUGUUGGUGUGUGACACGUGUGACAAAGGCUACCACACCUUCUGCCUGCAGCCUGCCAUGGACUCUCUCCCCACCAACGGCUGGAGGUGUCAGAACUGCAGAGUGUGUGUGCAGUGCGGCUCCAGGACCAGUGGUCAGUGGCACCAUAACAGCCUGCUGUGUGACGGGUGCUACCAGCAGCAGGAUGCCGUCUCCUCCUGUGCUCUCUGCCGGACCCCCCUCACCCCAGAGGGACAGAGAGACCUGCUGUCCUGCCACGCCUGCAAGAGGUGGCUGCACCUGGAAUGCGAGCGGCAGGUGAAGGGAGACGCGGACCUCCAGGUCAGGGAGGACUACGUGUGCACGGACUGCAGGCUGGCGGAGCUGGCGGAGGACAAGCCGCAGACGGGGGAGGUGACGGAGGACGCGCCGGAGCUGUCGGAACCCUCAGGAGAUGAGGUCAUCGAGGAGAUGUUCCUGGCAGAGCACGUGGCCAAUGAGAUGGCUAUGAGCGACAUACAGAAAUGCUUCACAUCAGCUAUGGGACCGGGGCGUGAGAUCCAGGUGACCGUGACCGUAAUGGAGAGUCCAGAAUCUCCACCUCAAACGGUAGAGGAGCCAGAUCCGCCCUCGUUGGUGACGGCCUAUCGGAAGGCCGAUGUGGUGCUGGACACGCCCACGGAGACCAUCGAAUCUGAGGAACUGACACCAGAGCCCCUUGAGGACCUGGAGGAGGAGCCAAGGGUGGAGUCUCCGCAAAGGGCGUCGCCCUCGCCAUCGCCAACCAAAGAGAUGGUCACCGAGCCUGAGGCCAUGGAGGGGGAGGAGCCUAUGGAAGUCUCACCCGCUGAGACUUCUGGGCCAGACACGGAGGUCGAGCAGACUGCUCUACAGCCACAGGCACGGGAGGUGGAGCCGGAGGGAGAGGAAGAACAAGAGGAAGAGGAGGAGCAGAAAGGGGAGGAGCAGAAAGGGGAGGAGCAGAAAGAGGGGGAGGAGAAAGAGAAAGAGGAGAAAGAGAAAGAGAAAGAGGAGGACCAGACGGAGGUGGAGAAAGAGGAGGUAGAAAAAGAGAAAGAGGAGGCGGUUAAAGAAGAGGUGGAGAAAGAAGAGGUGGAGAAAGAGGAGGUGAAAGAUGUCCUCCCCGUGGCAGUAGAGCUGGUGCCUGUGGAGGUCCCAUCAGAGGCCAGUCCUGCUGUGGAGAUGGACACCACCCCGGCGAGUGAACACAGCUUCUCUGACCUCAGCUCCCCAGCUGAGGAAACAGCCCCCAAACGCUCGCCCCAGGAGGAGCGACCCUCAGACAGCCCGCCGAAGCCCACCCCCUCGCCCCCGCCUGCCUGGCCCUCCCCCAAGGAGCCGUCCCCUCCCCCAGCCGCUGCUACCCCGGCCCCCGCCGAGCUCGCGGGGAACGUGCCUUCCACCACCUUCAUCCCCGUCACUCCCAAAAUCGGCAUGGGGAAGCCCGCCAUCUCCAAGAGGAAGUUCUCUCCAGGAAGGCCCCGGGCCAAACAGGGAAUGCGGAUCGCCCUCGGCAACACACACUCACCUUCAUGGUCCCCGGACCAAUCUGAGGGCUGGGACUCCGCAAAGACCCGGCAGUCCCCGACCGCACCCACCUGGAGCAUCAAAGUGGGCCGGGGGUCAGGUUUCCCAGGCAAGCGGAGGCCCAGGGGGGCCGGUCUCUCCGGACGAGGGGGACGCGGCCGCUCCAAGCCCAAGAACGGAAUCAGCCCCAUCGCGGCUCCAGGAGUGCAGGUGGGCGUCAUGGAGACGGCGUUCCCAGGGAAGGAGGAAGAGGAGAACGCCAUGCACAACACCGUGGUCAUGUUCUCCAGCUCAGACACCUUCACUCUCAAACAGGACAUGUGUGUGGUGUGCGGGAGUUUCGGACAGGGGGCCGAGGGCAGACUGCUGGCCUGCGCCCAGUGUGGCCAGUGCUACCACCCCUUCUGCGUCAACAUCAAGAUCACGCGGGUUGUGCUGAGCAAAGGCUGGCGUUGUCUGGAGUGCACGGUGUGUGAGGAGUGCGGGAAGGCUACAGACCCCGGCCGACUGCUUCUGUGUGACGACUGCGACAUCAGUUACCACACCUACUGCCUGGACCCGCCCCUGCAGACUGUCCCCACGGACAGCUGGAAGUGCAGAUGGUGCGUCUCCUGUACCCAGUGCGGUGCCACCUCCCCUGGCCCGCGCUGCGACUGGCAGAACAAUUACACCCAGUGCGCCCCCUGCGCCAGUCUGGCCAGCUGCCCCGUGUGCCUGCAGAAGUACUGCGAGGAGGAGCUCAUCGUGCAGUGCCGUCAGUGCGACAGGUGGAUGCACGCGGCGUGUCAGAAUCUGAACACGGAGGAGGAGGUGGAGACCGCGGCGGACGACAGCUUCGACUGCACCAUGUGCCGCGCCCACAUGCCGCCGUCGCAGGUCACCACAGUCGCAGCCUCCGCGGAACCCGUCGAGCCACCAAUCGCGCCGCAGAUCGUGGCGAAAAUUAAGGAACUGGACCCGGCGAAGACGUACACGCAGGACGGCGUGUGCCUGACCGAGUCGGGCCUGUCCCAGCUGCAGAGCCUGGCCGCGGCGGCCUCCCGCCGGAAACGGCCCAAACCCAAACUCAAGCUGAAGAUCAUCAACCAGAACAGCGUGGCCGUGCUGCAGACCCCGCCCGACCCCCAGUCCGAGCACUCCCGCGACGGGGACCUGGACGACAGCAGAGAGGGAGACCACUUGGACUGCGUGGGGAAGUCUGACUCCAGCCCGGAGCGGGAGGCCGCAGACGAGGACGGCAAGGGGCCCGAGGGCCCGGACGGCGCCAAGAAGAGGAAGAGGAAACCGUACCGGCCGGGAAUCGGCGGGUUUAUGGUGCGUCAGAGAAGCCGGGCGGGUCAAGGCAAGGCCAAACGUUCCCUCUCCCGGAAGGACUCUUCAGGGUCCGUGUCAGAGAACCCGCUAGGGAAAGAUGAAGGCUGGAGUGAGGCAAUGCCUGACACGCCCGUGGAGGAGACUGUGCCAGGGUCCGAGUGUCUGGAGAAGGCCAAGAAACGCUACCGCAAGAAGAAAACCAAACUGGAGGAGGCCUUCCCCUCCUAUCUGCAGGAAGCCUUCUUUGGGAAGGAGCUGCUGGACAAAAGCCGGCAGAGUAAGCAGGCCCUAGAGACCGGGCUCUCAGACGACGACCGCAGCCACGGCAACGCCCACACGGACAGCAAGCCCCCGAGCGCCAGCUUCCUGGACCCCUCCUCCGACCCGCUGCUGAGCGCCGCGGCCACGCCUGUCUCUGCCAAACCUGGGGCUUCCGCUAACCCCGAGGAUCCGCUGGAAGACCUUUCAGAAGUAUUGAACACUGAUGCAGACAUCCUGGGAAUGCUGUCAGGUGACUUGGGGAAGCCAACCGACGAUUCGGGUCUUGAUUUAUGCCCUUUCCAGGUCGAGAACCCUCCCUCUCCAUUUGGCCUGGACAUCGGUCCCAUCGAGGACGAUUCGGCCACUCCCCGGGCCCCGCCCGCCCGCGGGCCUCGCCCCCUGCCUGAAGAGCCGCUGGACCACAUCCUCAGCCCAGAACUGGACAAGAUGGUCACUGACGGUGCCAUUCUCAGCAAACUCUACAAAAUUCCAGAACUGGAGGGCAAGGAUGUAGAGGAGCUCUUUACAGCUGUGCUGAGUCCCAACACCAGCCAGUCUCCUCAGCUGGUUCCGCCCCCGCCUUCCAGCAAUGUACCUCCUCCGCCAGGCCCUGCCAUGGCACUGUCCAAUCCAGGUAAUGGCAUGUUUCCUCGGAUGCCAAUGAUGAACGGCAUGAUGGGACGUGGCCCCCACUUUGCCGCGACCCCUCUGAGCCCUGGAGCUGGACCCUGUGUCUCCAGUUCCUUCCCUCCCCUGCAUCGGCUGCCCUUCCCUGAUAACGCAAGAGAUAAGAAGUUUAGUCCAAUGGGGAGAGACGGACCGGGCCCUUGGGGCACGCCUGGCCCUGCCCCUCCACUGGAGGGGGAGGCUGACACUAUGUCCAAUGCCCAGAGGAGCACGCUGAAGUGGGAGAAAGAGGAGACUCUGGGGGAGAUGGCCACUGUGGCCCCUGUCCUCUACACCAAUGUCAACUUCCCAAACCUCCGGGAUGAGUUUCCCGACUGGUCUACGAGAGUUAAACAAAUCGCUAAACUGUGGAGGAAAGCGAGUUCCCAGGAAAGGGCUCCAUAUGUGCAAAAGGCCAGGGAUAACAGGGCUGCCCUUCGCAUAAAUAAAGUUCAGCUGUCAAAUGAGUCUAUCAAACGACAGCAGCAGCAGCAGCAGCAGCAGCAGCAACAGCAGCAGCACCCACAGCAGCCGCCAGACACCUUUGACCCCAUCGUUACCAUGGAGACAGAUUCCCUCUUCAAGGACCCACUGAAGCACAAGGAGUCUGAGCAUGAGCAGGAGUGGAAGUUUCGACAGCAAAUGAGGCAGAAAAGCAAGCAGCAAGCCAAGAUUGAAGCCACGCAGAAGCUGGAGCAGAUGAAGAGUGAACAGCAGCAACUACAGCAGCAACAGCAGCUGGGUGGUCAACCAGAUGGAGAGACUUCUGGCAGCGGCAGCCAGAGUCCCACAACUUCUCAAGGGAGCAACGGGAAUGUGUCCCCCGUGCAGCAGGCAGCAUGCAAAGAUGGGUUCUCCCGGCCGCCGCUACCAGGACCAUCAGCGUCAGGUCUCAGUGAUGACGUCUUCUUGCGUCCUCCACCCCCUCCCCCUGCGGGGUCCCGGACACCGGCCCAGGAUGCCUGCCUGCAGGGUCAGUCAUCCCAGCCACAAUCCCCACAAGUGUUCUCUCCGGGUUCAUCCGGCUCCAGACCGUCCUCCCCAUGGGACCCAUACGCGAAAAUGGUAGGGACUCCGAGGCCACCACCCUUGGGGUCGAGUACACCCCGGAGAAACUCUGAGUCCGGCAAGUCCCCACGAUCUUUGUCAGAGCCGCAGGAAAGGGGGCGACCCUCGCCGGCUCAUGAGUCCUUUGGCUCACCAACGUCCAUGAGCAGUGACCCAUAUGCAAAGCCACCUGACACCCCCAGACCUGUUACAGCCGCAGACCAAUUUUUAAAGCCUAUGGGACCCCCAAGGCCAAGUCCCGGCCUUGAACAGCAUGGAAGGCAAGCGAUGAGCUCCAUAGCCGGUGAUACUUUUGUCAGGCCUGCUCUUCGGAAUGAGGUCUACCAACGGAUGUCUCAAAACAAAAUGAUUUUGUCAGAUCCCUACUCCAGGCCCCUUUUGACUCCUAUCCCUGGAAGCAAUGAGUCCGGGUCUGUGUCUGUGUUCAAAAUGCCAAUGCCACCCCCUCAAUCGCAGGACCCAUACAGCUCCAUGAUUUUGGCACCCCGUCGUGGGUCUGACCCAUACGAGAGACCCAUGCUGACCCCCAGGCCCCCAGAUGCAGUCUCUCAAAAUCAGCCAUGUGAUCCAUAUGCACAUCCUCCCCUCACUCCCCGUCCAUUGAUGAAUGACUGCUUCCCCAACCCUCCAAGGAUGGUGCGCCAUCCACAAGGCAACCCCUUCACCCAGCCUGGAGCCCGCGAACCUCUGAGAGAGUCAUAUGCCCAUGCUCCUCCUACCCCAAGGCCUGAUUACUCCCAAUCCAUGCCUGACCCUUAUGCUCAACAGCCAGGUACUCCACGACCCUCAUCUGACCCUUAUGCCCAGCCUCCAGGUACCCCGCGACCCUCUUCUGACCCCUAUGCCCAACCACCAGGUACUCCUCGUCCCCCAGCUGACCCCUAUGCCCAACCGCCAGGUACUCCUCGGCCCCAAGCUGACCUAUAUGCCCAACCACCAGGUACCCCUCGACCCCAACCUGAUCCUUAUGCUCAACCUCCUGGCACCCCAAGGCCUUCAUCAAGCCCUUACCCUCCGCCCCCCUCAGCCAGUAACCGUCCAGUUGCUGUAGAACUGUACCUACAGCAGCCUCCCAAUCAAAAGCCGUCCCCCUCGCAUUCAGCAGACCCUUAUGCCCAGCCUCCCGGCACCCCGAGGCCUAUAGCAGCAGAGAGAUUCUCUAAAUCACCUGGCAGCCAGAGAAACUCUGACCCCUAUGCCCACCCUCCAGGGACCCCAAGGCCUUUGAGUAAUGACCCAUAUAUGCAGCCACCUGGGACUCCCCGCCCAGUACUGUGUGACCCCUAUGUGCAACCUCCAGGAACUCCGAGGCCUGGAGCAGGCCCUGAUGGGUUCAACAGACCAAUCUCAAGGUCUGGACCCAUGUCUAGUCAGGACCCUUUCUCACCACCUCAGGCUAGAAUGCAGGAGACCUUUGUGCGGCCGGCUGCCCCUGGCUCUCAGACACCAAAGCAUUCUGGGAUGUCAGACAAUGGAUUUUCUCCAUCUCAUAUGCCUAACCAGACACCUGUGCAUGAUCCCUAUGAGCAGUCCCCUAUGACCCCACGGCCACCUUCUGGGGAUAGGCUAUCUCAUGACAUGAACGACCAAGGGAUGUCACAGGAUGGAAACUCCCAGGAUUUGGGCCAGUUCUCAACCCUUCCACAAAGUACUGGAGCAGCCGCUGAAGCCCAUAAUGCUGGUCCUGUGGAUACAGAAGAGAAGUUCAGACAGGUGCAGCGCCAGAGAAUACGAGAACUGAUCCUAAAACAGCAUCAGCAGAAACAGAAUGCGGUUCGCCAAGAGAAGGGUCUGCAGGAGCCAGGUGUAGCUGCUGGUCCUGGAACCCCCCGCCACUGGUCGCAGGAAAACCCCAGCCAGCACAACGAGAUGUUCAGCAGGCCGCCACCUCCCUACCCAGGAAUGAGGGGUCCCCUGAGGUACCCUGGGCCCUUCUCUGGGGACAGACGGGCAUCUUUUCCUAAUGAAGGCCAUUUCGUCAGGCCCCAGUAUCCUGGAGAUGUUGCCAGUAUGGGCAUGAGGCCACAUGGGCCCAGGUUUGCAUAUCCCCCUGGUGGGCAGGGUCCCCAUGGAGGACAGGAGCGCUUCCUGAACCCUCCUCUCCAGAUGCAGGCACCUAUGAUGGACCUCCCCCCUCAGAUGCGGAGGUCUGCAUCUGUUGACUUGGCCAGAUCCAUGGGUAACAAUGUGACGGGACUUCCCCAGCACUUUCCCCCACGAGGCAUACCGAUGCAGCAGCACAACAUCAUGGGGCAGCCCUUCAUAGAGCUCCGCCACAGGGCUCCUGAAAGCAGGAUGAGGCUUCCCUUUGGACCCCCUGUUAUGGCUGGCAACAUCAUGGAUCCCGCUCAGAGGCAGCAAGGGUUAAUGGGUGGACCCGACAUUGGGUUCCCUGUGAACCAGGGUCCCAGGAUGUUGGAUCCUGCGAUGAGUCAGCCAUUGGGUAUGGGUGGCCAGAUGCAUAUGUCAUCCAGUAUGGAGAACCUACACCAUCAGCACAUGCAAAUGAACACCGGGCCUCAACACCCGCCACUAAUGCGAUCUCAGAGCCAUCCGAACCCCAAUGAAUCCUUCUCCGCUGCUCCAACUAUGCUUCUCCCCCAAGCAUCGGCUGAACAACCUGAGGAAAUCCCUAUAACCACUGCAGAUGCGAUUGAGGAAAAGCUGGAUGCCGACGAUUCAGCUGUGAAAGACCUGGAAGAUGUAGAGGUGAAAGAUUUGGUCGAUGCGGAUCUGGAGAACCUCAACCUUGACCCUGAUGAUGGCAAAGACUUGGACCUUGAGACUAACGACUUGCAUCUGGAUGACUUUUUGAGGUCAGGGAAGUUUGACAUUAUUGCCUACACAGAUCCCGAGCUGGACCUUGAGGACAAGAAGGACAUGUUCAAUGAAGAACUGGAUCUCAGUGAUCCCAUUGAUGACCAUGGUGAGACUUCGGAUCUUCAGAAGGCACUCUCGGAGAAAAGAAAUGCUUGUGCUGGUGGUUCUGGGUCAUCUUCCCAGUUCACGGCAGAUUCCAGGGAGUGCAAAUCUGAUAAUGCGGCACAGUCUUUCAGCCAGAUCAAACAGGAGGGCAGUUGCCAGCGUGCCAAUGAGCUGUGCACAGAGCAGACUAUCAAAACGGAAGGCAAAGACUGCUUUUUGCAGGGACAGGAGACCUCUAAACAUCAAAAUAAUGAGGAGACGGCACUUCCUCAAGAGGGCCACGGAAACAACCUAAACCUUUCUGGAAUGUCUGGCCAGCAAGCUUGUACCAGCACCCUCUCUGACUCUACCCCAGUCCUCUCUAGCUUGCUUGUCAAGGAAAAGACUGAGGAUACCCAAAUUGGGCCUGUUUGUCCUGAUCAGAGCAACCCAACAGCUCAAUCCAGUCAAGUGUCACAGAAUCCCAGUGCUAUGAUGCUGGCUGGACAAACAACGGAACAUGCAAUGAACCCUGGCCUUAGCAUGGGCCCAAUGGCGGACCCCUCACAGGGAGCUCCGCUGGCAAAUCCCAACAUCUUGCAGGGACAGCUUUCUUGCCAGAACUUUGGAGCACCCUCGUCAGUGGAUCAAAUGCUCCCUGUUGGGAACCAGCCGCUGGCUAACAGCAAUAUGAGUCAGGCUCAGCAGGCUAUGUUCUCUCAGAUCAUGAGCCAGCAAGGACAGCAAAACAGACCCCUCCUUUUAGAUGAGCAGCCCCUCCUCCUGCAGGACCUCCUUGACCAAGAGAGGCAGGAACAGCAGCAGCAGAGGCAGAUGCAAGCUAUGAUCCGCCAUCGGUCCAGUGACUCCUUCUUUCCCAACAUCGACAUUGAUACAAUCACUGAUCCUAUCAUGAAAGCAAAGAUGGUUGCCUUGAAGGGAAUCAACAAAGUGAUGGUGCAGAACAACAUGGGGAUGCCGCCCAUGGUCAUGAACAGCAGGUUUCAGUUGGGUCCUCAGCAGGUACCACCCCCAGAGAACCCUGAUAAUGUGCCUGUCCACCAACAGGCUGUUGGAAUGGAUGGCAAGUUGCUACCGCACAUGGCAAGACCAAAUCCUCCAAAUUUUGGCCCAGGAUUUGUCAAUGAUGCUCAGAAGAAGCAGUAUGAGGACUGGCUCAAGGAGACUCAGCAGCUGCUCCAGAUGCAGCAGAAGUUUCUGGAAGAGCAGAUUGGGGCCCACAGGAAAUCUAAAAAGGCCCUUUCUGCCAAGCAGCGCACGGCCAAGAAGGCUGGGCGGGAGUUUCCAGAAGAAGAUGCAGAGCAGCUUAAGCAUGUGACUGAGCAGCAAGGCAUAGUGCAGAAGCAGCUGGAGCAGAUUCGAAAGCAGCAGAAGGAGCACGCCGAGCUGAUUGAGGAGUACCGUGUGAAGCAGCAGCAGUGUGCCAUGCAGCAGGCUGGCAUGCCGGGGGUACCAGCCCAGCCAGGCAUCAUGCCGGGGGGCGCCCCCAUGAACCAGCCUGUCAUGAACUCCAUGAUGCAGAUGCAGCCCCACCCGGGACAGCCCAAUCCAGCCCGGAUGCCCAAUGCGCCGCCAGGAUGGCACCCCGGAGCCCCCCUCCCCAUGGGUGGGCCCAGGAUGCCCAGCCUUGCCCCACCCCAGCCAGCACCACCCUCCAACCCUCCCCAGGCUCCCCAGCAGCCACCACCCAUGGCCGGGGGAACGCCCGCUCCGCCGGCCGGGGAUUCCCCUCACGUGAAGUUUGACGACAACAACCCGUUCAGCGAGGGCUUCCAGGAGAGGGAGCGGAAGGAGCGUCUGCGGGAGCAGCAGGAGAGGCAGCGUGUGCAGCUCAUGCAGGAGGUAGAGCGACAACGUGCCCUGCAGCAGCGCCUGGAGAUGGAACAGCAGGGCAUGCUGGGAGCCGACAACAAUGCUAACCAUGCGCCCCUCUCCCAAAUGGCCUUUUACAGCUCGGAACUGCCCCAAGAUUUCAUGCAACCCCCUAGGCCUCUGCUACCACAGCAGCAGCAGCAGCAGAUGGGGCAGAUGUUCCCCCAGCAGCAGGGAUUCAUGGGCCCUCACGCUGGUGGCCCUUACAUGCAGGGUGGGGAGCGCAGGCCUAUGGUGGGCAAUGGGGUCUUUGGCCCUGAGAUGGGUCCCAACUUCCAACCUGGCAACCCUGCCCUACAGGGACCUAACUUUGUGCCCGGUCAGCCCAGACCACCAAGGUUCAUGGGACCGGGCAUGAUGAUGCAGGGAGGAGGGGACGGGCAUCCUUUUGGGAUGGAGCCGUCCACGCCCCUUCCCCCCAACUACCCUGGGUCGGGCCAGUCGCUGAUCCAGCUCUACUCCAACAUCAUCCCCGAGGAGAAGGGGAAGAAGAAGAGGAACCGCAAGAAGAAGAAGGACGAGGAUGCCGACUCUGUAAAGACACCUUCCACCCCACACUCUGACCUGACCGCCCCACUAACCCCCUGCGUGUCUGACACCUCCUCCACACCCACCCGGACUGCCCUCCACCUAGGGGAGUCCGACCCCUCUGAGCCUCUCCCUGGCUGCUCCACGCCGGGCUCCCUGGGAGGCCUGCCCCCCUCUGAGCUGGAGCGCCAGCUGUCCGGGGGCAGCGGAGGAGGCCCAGGUCGCUCUUCAGGCCUGGGCUCGCAGACGGACAGGAUCCUCAGCAACAUCAAGCUGGAGAGGGUGGAGGCCAGCGAGUGCCUUGGGCCCCGGGACCCCAAGCUGGAGCAGACCGCCGGAGCCGUCAAGGUGGAGGAUGGGAAGGAUGGGACCUCACCCCGCCCGGCGGGCCACAGCCCCGCGCACGCCAACAAGGGCGAGUCUGGCAACGAGCUGCUGAAGCACCUGCUGAAGCACAAGAGUGUGACCCCGCCGUUCCCCCACCAGAAGUCUGACGAGAGUCUGCGGUCCGAGGACGAGGAGUCGCCAGAGAACAGGGGCCUCCCCAAGCUUGGCUCCACCAAUGCCGCGGGGGUGGUCUCGGGACACCCUCAGCCGGAGCAGGACAAGAAAAAGCAGCGUAACAAAAGGGCCCCCAAAAACGGGGAGAAGCCCGCCUCUCGCUACAAGAAGAGGAAGAAGGAGGAAGAGGAGCGACAGGCGGUCUACUCCAGCACUGACACGCUGAUGACACAGCUGAAACAGCAACUCUCCCUGCUGCCCCUGAUGGAGCCUCUGAUAGGGGUGAACUUCGCACAUUUCCCCCCUUACGGGAGCGGGCAGCUAAACGGGGAGAGCCGCCUCUCUGGAACUUUCGGCAGCGCCUCGCUGGACGGAGUGUCGGACUACUACUCCCAGCUCAUCUACAAGCAGAACAACUUGAGCAACCCCCCCACGCCCCCGGCCUCGCUGCCUCCAACCCCUCCUCCCGUGGCUCGGCAGAAGAUGGUCAACGGCUUCGCCACCAGCGAGGAGCUCGCCAACAAAGCCGCCAUCAUGGGCGGCCAUGACGUGACUAAGGGCCUGGCUCCCAAGCAGAUUCAGGCGGCGUUUAGACCAGAGGACGACCUGCUGGCUCGAGCCAUCGCGCAGGGCCCCAAAACUGUGGACGUUCCUGCUUCCCUCCCCACGCCCCCGCACAACAACCAGGAGGAGCUCCGGGGACAGGAACACUGCGACGAUCGGGGGACGCCCGACAGCUUCGUGCCCUCCUCGUCCCCCGAGAGUGUGGUCGGCAUGGAGAUCAGCCGCUACCCAGACCUGUCCCUGGUGAAGGCAGAGCCCCCCUCCCCCGCCCAGUCCCCAGUCAUUCCUAUGCUGCCCAGCUCCACUGGCAAAGGUUCUGAGGUGAGGCAGCGCGAUGUGAAGAUGGAGCCCCCCAACACCUUCUUCGGGUCACAGUUCAGACACGCCCCCAACGGCUCAAAGACGGGGCUGGUCUCCAUAGCGAUCACCCUGAACCCUGGUGCUGCAGAGAACAUCAGUGGAGUCAUGGCCGCCGUGGCGGACCUCCUGUGCAUGAAGACCCCCUGCAACUACGAGGUCACCAACGCUCCCGACCGCGGGCCGCCCGUCCCCAUGUUCCGGGGCCCCGGGGCUGGCCCACAGGGCAUGGUGAGGUUCAUCAGACCCACCGGCCCCCCAGGGGCCCUCCACUUCCCUCCUGUCAGCACCGGCCCAGCCAUGGUCAGGGGAGACCACCCGACCGGACCCAGACCACAGUGGUGUUGUCACUGCAAAGUGGUGGUUCUGGGUAACGGAGUUCGAAAACCCGUCAAAGACUUAAACUUCAACAAAACGGAUUCAUCACAGGUCCAAGGGAGGUCCGAGGGGGACAUGGUGUUCUGUAGCCACAACUGCCUCGUUCUUCACUCAACUGCCACACAGUCAAAGACUCCAGACACGAAGGAAGCAGUUGCCCUUCUCCCCUCCUCCACCUUCAAAGAGAGCCCGUCUAAAGCCCUGCACCAGUACAACAACAACAUGUCCGCCCUGGAUGUGCACUCCCUCUCCAAGCUCCAGCCCAAGCAGUCUCCCCCCUCCACCCCACCCAUCGCCUUCCCGUCCGCCGCCUUCCAGAGCGCCAAGGCCGAGGCCAAGCCGGACGCCCUGAAGGUGACCGUCAAGCUGAAGCCGCGUCCCCGGGCGGUGCACAGCGCCGAUGAGGGCCGGCCCCAGGGGAAGAAGUGGAGGGGCCUCCGCUGGAGGAAAUGGAGCGUGCAGAUCGUGGUCCCCAAGGGCGACCUGCGGCUCCCGGACGAGGCCGAGAUCGACGGGCUCCUGAAGAAGCUGGGCGCGUCGCUGCGGCCCUCCCCGCACGCCCGCGACCGCCGCACCUGCUGCUUCUGCCACGAGCAGGGCGACGGCGUCACCGACGGCCCCGCCCGCCUGCUCAACCUGGACCUGGACCUGUGGGUGCACCUCAACUGCGCCCUCUGGUCCUCCGAGGUCUACGAGACGCAGGCCGGGGCCCUCAUCAACGUGGAGCUGGCUCUGCGGCGGGGCCUGACGGUGCGCUGCACCUACUGCCAGCACAUGGGCGCCACCAGCGGCUGUCACCGGCUCCGCUGCGCCAACGUGUACCACUUCACCUGCGCCCUGCGCGCCCACUGCACCUUCUUCAAGGACAAGACCAUGCUGUGCCACCAGCACCGGCCCCGAGGGGCCGCCCAGGGCCAGGAGCUGCGCUGCUUCGCCGUGUUCCGCCGCGUCUACGUGCAGCGCGACGAGGUGCGGCAGCUGGCCAGCGUGGUGCGCCGGCCCGAGAGGGAGCACACCUUCCGCGUGGGCAGCCUCAUCUUCCACACCCUGGGCCAGCUCGUGCCCGAGCAGAUGGCCGCCUUCCACGGGCCCACCGCCAUCUUCCCCGCGGGCUACGAGGCCAGCCGCAUCUACUGGAGCAUGCGCCACGGCAACCGCCGCUGCCGCUACCUGUGCUCGGUGGACGAGAAGGACGACCUGCCCGAGUUCUCCGUCCGCGUGCUGGAGCAGGGCUACGAGGACCUGCUGCUCACCGACUCCACGCCCAAAGGAGUCUGGGAUAAGGUUCUGGGGCCAGUGGCGGAGAGGAGGAGUGAAUCUGGAACGCUGAAACUCUUCCCAGUCUACCUGAAAGGAGAGGAUCUGUUCGGGCUCACAGUCUCCGCGGUCACCAGGAUAACGGAAUCGCUUCCAGGGGUGGAGGCCUGCGAGAACUACACCUUCCGCUACGGCCGCAACCCUCUGAUGGAGCUGCGGCUCGCUGUCAACCCCACGGGCUCCGCCCGCUCCCAGCCCAAGACCUGCUCCCACGCCAAGAGGUUUGUGUUGAGGCCUCGAACCCUGAACAGCUCCGGCUCCAGCAAACACCCCCAGAAUGGGUCCGGCGGGGAGCUGGGCACCCCUUACAGCAAGCAGUUUGUCCACUCCAAGUCAUCCCAGUACCGCCGGCUGAAGAGCGAGUGGAGGAGCAACGUGUACCUGGCCAGCUCGCCUAUCCAGGGACUGGGGCUUUACGCUGCUAGAGACAUCGAGAAGUACACCAUGGUGAUCGAGUACAUCGGGACUGUCAUCCGCAACGAAGUCGUAAACAGGAAGUUGACGCUGUACCAAUCUCAGAAUCGCAACGAGUACAUGUUCCGUCUGGACAGCGAGCAAGUGAUCGAUGCCACCCUCACAGGAGGACCGGCAAGGUACAUCAACCAUUCUUGUGCACCAAAUUGUGUAGCCGAAGCAGUGACCUUUGAGCGUGGACACAGGAUCAUCAUCACUUCAAAUCGCAAAAUUCAAAAGGGGGAGGAGCUGUGCUACGACUACAAGUUUGACCUUGAAGACGACCAGCAUAGGAUCCCAUGCCACUGUGGGGCAGUUAACUGCCGAAAAUGGAUGAAUUAAAUUGAAAUGGAAAUCACAUGCAUUCCGUGACAUCAAUAUUAGAGGAGAAGCUCGUUCCUGAGGGAGUGAGAAGGAUGCUGUCGCGCUGUAAGAUGGCUGGAGGUUUUCCCGCUGCUCGACAGGGCACAGUGGAAGUGCCACAAAGGCCUAAACACCGCCCAACUGCCACCGCCGCUCCUCUGUUGAGCAGCACGAGAGUGAUGCUUCUUUUCAUGAACUGGGAAGGAAAAAGCCGAUUGGCUGGCCGUGUCGUGUGUGUGCGAAUGAGACGAGGGGGGCCGAAUACACCAGCGAAUGAGGGGAGAGUGCACCGUGCUGGUCACCGCCUUAUCAGAUAAUUACGGGGCAGGCCCUCAGUUAUUAAAAGGUAAAUGUAUACAUACACAGUAUAAAUUGAAUAAACGUAGACAUCACUGAACGGGGAAUGUAUGGAAACGACUUCCUUAGGGAUGCAGCUAAGGGAAAAAUUAACUUGCACUAAAAAAACAAAAACAAAAAAAACACAAAAAAAAACACAAAAACUAAAAACUAAAAAAAACUAAAAAAAAUUAAAUACUUGAUUCCAUGAGUCAGUUUAUUGUAGUUUUAUUUUUUCCCUGUUUUGAUUUCUGUAAAAUAAGAGGAACAUUUUUGUAUUUAUUACUGAAUAAGUGAAUGAAGCUAUUUUUAAGAUGAUGUGGAAAAGAAGGCUGAAUUGCUGCUGUUGCCUGCGGAUUGGACAGAUCCAGUCACAUGUACAAAGUGUAAAUAUCCGAAGCCACCGUCUAAAUGAAAUAGUAAUAAUUGACCAAAUGCUACCUUAACUUCAUGGCUGUUUGGGUGAUUUCUUCUUUUUAUUUUAAUUUUUUUUUUGGUUUUGCCUUUUUGUUUCAACAAAAAAUUAUUUAAUAAGGAUGUCAUUAUAUCAUUCUGAGAGUAUAUACUGUAUAAAUAUUCUGUACAGAAUGUGUAAGAUAAUUACAAUAAUUCACAAAAAAGUAUUUUUGUUGUAUUGAGAAUAUAGUAUGGUUUUCGUGAUUUAAACAUGUAUUCUGACCACUUGAAAAAAUAUUAUUUCCCGUUUUCUUGACUUUCCUUUGAUCUGUUUUUGUUCUCUAAUGAAUUCAUUGGUGGGUGCAGGUGAAGGUGAUUUUGACAUCCUUACUGUAAAUCAGGUUUGACUUUAGAGCAAGUGAUAACUGUGAAUUUAGGUUUUAAAGCACCCAAACUGAAUUAAUUUGCUUCUUUCUAAUAACUUGAUAGGCACAACUAGACCCUUCUUUCAUAUUAAUUUUGUGCAGACUUAGUACUGUGACUUUGAUAACCGCCACAGUCGUUCAAAGAAAACUUUUUGCCUUUUACAAGUUACCGGAGUUUUGACUUUGGGUUAGAAGUAAUUACAGAAAAAUUGAAAAAUAUUCUGAUGGUUUUGUUUACAUUUUCUUGCGAAAGAAAUAACUUUGGACAACGUUGGGUGAUGGAGACAAAUUUUGGAACCAGGAUCAUGUUUUUUGUACUGAAAUUAAUCUGGUACUGACACUUUGCAAACCACAGUUUGAAAUGAAGUUUUCAUUUGUGUGCACAAAUUCAGUCGACUGUAAAAGUUUUCAUUUAUUCAGACAGUCUUGUAUAUGGCAUGAUGUAUUUUUUAAACUUCUAAAAGAAUCAGAUUGUGUAUAUUUUUUUUCUUGAUAAAAUCGCUGUAAUGAAAUUGUUCCUUGGAUAUUUUUCUUGUACAAUAUUCCAACAUCUUACCUUAUGGUAUUUUCCCUGCAUUUUUUCUUUGUCCUGUAUAGUACAGUAGUAUCUAAUGUUUUAAAGAAAUGAAGCCUUUUUGAAGUAUCCAGAGUGCUAUGGGUUUGAGUUUGUGGAACCAGAUUUAGGAGCAUUUGCAAAAAAAUAAAAUAUUUUACAUCUUUA
Conger conger (European conger) is the source of this 17829-nucleotide messenger RNA. RefSeq names its product histone-lysine N-methyltransferase 2C-like. Gene Ontology annotation, biological process: positive regulation of transcription by RNA polymerase II. The record is from RefSeq and is a predicted model, not a curated record. The transcript has 61 exons. Gene Ontology annotation, cellular component: nucleus; MLL3/4 complex. Bases 628 to 15930 code for a protein of 5100 amino acids. Gene Ontology annotation, molecular function: histone binding; transcription coactivator activity; histone H3K4 methyltransferase activity. Lineage: Eukaryota; Metazoa; Chordata; Actinopteri; Anguilliformes; Congridae.